This is a messenger RNA of Batrachochytrium dendrobatidis JAM81, 2340 nucleotides long. RefSeq lists its product as uncharacterized. The record is from RefSeq and is a predicted model, not a curated record. NCBI's taxonomy places the organism in Eukaryota, Fungi, Chytridiomycota, Chytridiomycetes, Rhizophydiales. Gene Ontology annotation, molecular function: protein binding. The coding region runs from base 109 to 1938 and encodes 609 amino acids. The transcript is spliced from 2 exons.
AACGAUUUGUAUUCCUUCUUGAGCAGCUUGAAAAGAACCUUCAAACCAGUCAUCAGAACUAGAAUUGAAUCCAGUUAUUAUUUUAUUGAUCGACCAAAGACUACAGCAAUGAACUUUUUAACUUUUGUGAUGGGAUGGUUCAUCACAGUAGGGAGGCUAGUCAUAGCACAAACGACCCCACAAUGUGUUGCACUUGAUAGCUCGACACCUUGUGGUUUGGAUUACACAGGCUAUCCAGUGUUGCAAUCGCAGUUUGCAUCUGUUGCAGCCUUUACUGCAGCAGUGCAGUCCAACAUUGCGGAUCUCAAUCAAGUUGCGGAUUCAUUUGUAAACAACUAUGGCUGCACGACAGGACCCAUUCGACCAGCACUUGAAGUAAUGCGAUAUCAAGUAUCUAUUCAAUGUUCAAUGGCCAUCAAUGAUGCGAUUGUAGCAGGAUGUUCAGUGUCUUCAAACCGUCCACCCAAAGGACCACUUUUAUGUACACAAUUCUGCUCCAUGGCAGGAACUACUGUUCAGCAAGUCUUUCAGAAUACAACUGCCUGUAGUGCACCAGGAAGUAAUGCUAUUGCACAAGCAAGAACUAACUUGCUAACUCAAUACUCAAACUAUUGUACGUUUUCAAGUAAUGCCAUAGCAGCUGGUGCUCCAUGCACAGGAGGUGCUCAAGCUGAACGAGACUUGUGUGGUUGGAGAAAUAACUCGACUGCUAUUGCUCAAUGCACUACAAACUUCAAAGACACUUGCUGUACGAAUCUAACUAAACUGAGUACUGUCUCGGCUGGAGUUUCUUCUAAAUCAAACCUUGCUCUUUAUAUUGGUCUUGGAAUUGGUGGUGUUGUACUUCUAGUAGUGGGUGCCAUACUCGCUGUCUAUCUUUACAGGCGUCGAUCACAAUCUUAUGUGGAUCAUGAAGACAAGGCCGCUUAUCAAGCAAAUCAAUAUCGAGGCUCUCAUAAACUUGAAGAAAUUGAAGCCAAUUCCACUCCAAAGGGUCCAAUCACCGCACUCUAUUCGCCUCCUAGUCUCGCUAAAUCUGCUACAAGCAAUCACAACUCUAUCGUCGCUUCAAAUCUCUCCGCUGCUCCUGCUGCUCCUCCUUCCUCUGCCAACUCUUCUCCUCCCAUUACAAUGAACAAUCUACCUCCCACUGCAAGAAAAACUAGAGUCCUUCAUCCCUAUGAACCCACUUUACCCGACGAACUUCGUUUAGAAGUCGGUUUGGAAAUCAUCAUGGUUCGUGCAUUCGACGAUGGUUGGGCACUUGGUUUCGAUCCAAAUACUUCAAAACAAGGCGCUUUUCCCCUGGUUUGUGUUGCAGAAACUGAUGAUCAAUCAACUAUCAUCACUACCGCUCCAAAUACUGUCAUUGCUGCUCCAAAUGAUUCUGCCUCGACAAGUAUCUUGCAACGUAGUUCCAAUACAAACUCCUCUCAUCGUACUUCUUCUCAAAUGAUCUCUUCAUCUGAUCGUUUGGCUGUCAGCUCUCUUGUUGCUACAACCCUUCGCGAAAAACAACAGCGUGAUCAACGCAUUAGAGAUGAUAUAGCCGGUCCUUUUGUUCGUACUGACCUCUCUGCAAUCGAACGUCGUCAACGUGAACGUGAAGAAGAAACAGAAAGAGUGCGUUUGGAAGAACUAGAUUACCAGCGUCGUCGUGAAGAACGUGAACGUGAACGGCUUCAACGGGAGCAAGAACGUCUGCGUUUAGAACAGGAGCGUAUCGAUCGUGAACGGAAUCGUGUUCAGCGAGAACUGUUUGAACGUGAACGCACUGAACGUGAACUCCGUGACAUGCAAGCCAAUACUGCCUCUCCGCAAUUCACUGCUGAAUCUCCAACUGGUUCUAAAAAAACCAAACGGAGUCAGCAACCCAUCAGCAAAUUCUUGACUGAUUUAGAUGAAAUGGGCAAACCCCAUUCAAGUGACUCUCGUUAAUUCAACCCCAUUGCAAUUUUAUUCCAACAUAGAAUUGACUUGUUUACUUUUUGCCUAUGUUUCUAGAAUCACUUUGGUUUUAUACUAUUGAAAAAACUUCAUUCUAUGUUCAUCUCCAACUUUAUACUCGACACAAUUCUACUCCCAUAUCAUGUGUGCUUUUUUUAUCAUUUUGUACGAGAUUCAACUCGGUUGCUGGCUUUGUUGGUUGUGCCAUGUAGUAGUGUCAAGGUGUGUUGACAUCUUGUAAUACUGUGUACAUGGUGUGUUUGGAAUUUACAAGUCUUUGGUUUGAAUCCAAGCCCAGCCACACUCUCCACCUUGUAGCCAGAGAACCCUUUUUUGAUUUAAUACUCUAUGAAUUAUUCAAGAUAUAAUAAAUGUGUUUAGAAUUGGUCCACC